AUGGCAACCAAUUCGCCCGUGAUGCGAGGCCUGCCUUUUGCAAACAUUCCUCGCCAUGCAGACGUGACCCAGACUCCCUCCAUCUACACCUAUCCAUUUCCCGAGAGUCAGACUAGUGCGAGCUACGAUCGACUUCAGCGUGAGGCUGGUGGAUAUCAGACCCAGUACACGGCAACCCACCGUGCCGCGGAAGCUGCCGAACUGGCCAUGAUCGAGCGACUGCAGGCUAGCCUCACUGCCGCUGACAUCCGGCGAGACAUGCGCUCACAAGCACCGCCGCCAGCACCUGCAGCGCCACCACCAUCUGACCCACAAUCCGCGACCCAAGCCGCUGACUCCAGCCUUGCUCAGUUGGAUGCUUAUUUGCAUCAGCAUUUUGGCACUCAGCACAGCGCCGAUCUGCACCAGGCAGCGACGGCACCGAAAUCUCAGAGCCACCAAGACGCCACUAGGCGCGGCGCUCCCGGUGGGCAACCGUCUCACUUCGCUGCGGCGUCGCGAACGAGUGAUGGCGUGCCACGCGUGGUAUGGAAUGGGUCACACUUUGUGCUGGAAGAGCAUGGGCAUUCCGUGGUGAAUCCCAUCUCAUCUCACGUGCCCCAAGCCCCCACCACGGCCGCUAGCCACGUGCGCAUGGCCCACUCCAACUCGACCUAUACCUCGGAUUCAGUCGCCGACUCGAAUCCCCUUGUCACCUGGUCUGACCAGGGAGAGCUGCAAGUGAAUGCGCUCGAGCCGGAUGUAGCAGCUGUUGAUGAAUCUAUAUCCCCAUCGACUGCGCCGGCAACGGCUUCGCACAAGCAGCCGCCUCGCCCUCGUGUCGCGCCCAAAGGGCGGCCAGCCAGUUUUUGCGACAUGGCUACUUCCCCUGUUGCUGCGCCCAUCUCUGGCACAACUGUGCUUCCCGCAGCAACCCAGUCCACUGCCUUCAUCUCUGCUGAGACCACUUCCUCCUCGAGUGCUCAUGCAGGCUCGGAAUCGAUGCAAGGCGAGGCCGCUCCUACCAGCAACAACCCGGGCCCGACAGGGCCCCGCCCAUUAGCUCGGCAAUCAUUGCCUUCGGCAGAGGCGUCGCUCGACGUGCCUGAAGCAUCGGCUCGUCUUCAUUCCCAUGCCACGGGCACACAAACAGCGGUGACUGGGACCACUGGACUAGAUGCUCGCGCGAAGGUGCGGGACAAUGAUGCCUUAUCGAUGGACAGCCUCAUGGGGGCGAGCGAAGCACCUGCAGAUCUUGAGGACCCUGCAUCGAGGUCACAGCCACUAAGAUCGAGCGAUGCCAAGCCCAAGGCACCGGCGAAACAGGGGCCUGCAGGCGCGACCAGCUCCAACCCAUCGGACUUACGCGUGUCCGUGCAGGAGUUGCAAGCUCUCGCGGCCGACGUUAGAGCGCUUCAAGGGGAGCUUCGGAGGCUGCAUGAGCGCUAUGAAUCACUGUCUGUGACCGUUGCUGACCAACAAGCUCAGACAGCCGCACUGGCUCGCGCCCAGGACCAAGCGGCCCGUUUUCAGUCAAGUCGUCGUGCCUCGGCCGAUGCUUCGGGGCGACACGCUGAUCGGAAUGCCAAGUCCACCGUCAUGUCUCAUGUCGGUAGCAAUACAUCGGCGCCUCGCCACGCCUGCUGUUCUCGAGGCACCGACACAGCUGACGCAAUGUCUGUAGACCAGGAGACGUUGGCGGCAGGCCAAGAGGAGCACCAUCCCUCGCCCUCACCCAUCGCCCCACCCAAAGCCGUGUCCAUGUCAGAGACAUCCCAGCAUCCUCGACCCAACCGAAGCACUCCCAAUCGGAACCGUGUUGCUUUUAAGGAGCAGAGACAGGGACAGCGGAUUGGGCGAGGUCCGGUGCCUCAACCUCGGACCACUGAGAGGAAGGUCAAGGGUGCUCGAGGCUUAUCCAACGGUGCUGGUUCUGCCAUGCCCCAGCCUCGGUACUUAGCUCCAACCAAGGCUUGGACAUCACACGUGUUGGCUGGGCGCGCAGAUCGGGCCUCGCGUGGGUUGGCCACGGAUGGCUUGGCCCAUGUUCAAGUUGACCUGCCUUUCAACGGCGUUCCCUUUGUUGCGGGCACAUCAACAGCGCCGUCUCAAAGUCUUGGCGGCAAUCUACAGCAGGUUUUUGCCCUGCUCAAGCGACAAGGCCAUCCUGUGCAGCUGCGAGCUGAGACUGAGGCGCAUGGCGAACCACUGUCAGAACAAGCCCACCGCGAGCUGAUCUACAAGAAUCGCCGGCUUUUGCAAGAGGCUCGUGAGGCUCAGAUGCAAAUGCGAACAACCGAGUUGUCGUGGGAUGUUGUCUGA
Monosiga brevicollis MX1 is the source of this 2301-nucleotide messenger RNA. RefSeq lists its product as uncharacterized. The transcript is spliced from 5 exons. The record is from RefSeq and is a predicted model, not a curated record. The coding region runs from base 1 to 2301 and encodes 766 amino acids. Lineage: Eukaryota; Choanoflagellata; Craspedida; Salpingoecidae.